Messenger RNA from Cloeon dipterum, 1808 nucleotides. RefSeq lists its product as uncharacterized. The record is from RefSeq and is a predicted model, not a curated record. The transcript has 4 exons. The coding region runs from base 189 to 1739 and encodes 516 amino acids. Lineage: Eukaryota; Metazoa; Arthropoda; Insecta; Ephemeroptera; Baetidae.
AAAAUGUCGGGAGUGAAAAGUGAGAAAUAUAUUGAAUUUGACGUGCGCAGAGGAAAAUACCGCAGGCACAGACGUGUUGUACCAUUACCAUGAUAUACGUUUUCUUGAUCGGCCGGUGACUCGCCUGUGUUGUCCUUGGUCCUUGUGAGAAAAAGAAGAGGAAAGGUGUCCGCAAUUAAAGUAAAAAGAUGGAAAUUGCGGCAAAAUCGGAUUUUGGGAAAUCUAUAAAGAGGCCUUUCAAUGCAGUUAUGUUUCAACUAGAGAUGAAGAAAAUGAUCUCGAUGAAAUAUCCUAAAAGCUUAAGAAAUUCUUGUAUGGAUUUUAUACGGAACAAAAAGAGUACUUUCAUAAAUGGUUCUAGUAACCCUUUCAGUGUUCUUCCGGACUGUCUGAAGACCGAGUUAAUAAUGUCAAAAGAUGAAACGUCCUGGGGAAAGUGGGAGGAAUGCUUGAUCAACAAACAGAUGAACAGCUUGGUAUUUUUCUUGGAACCAUCAUUAGCUAACGUAAGGGAAGCCUUCAAAGUAGUAACGGACCUGUUCACAAGUCUAGACAAAGUAAAACCAAAAGUUACGUGCUUCCGAUGGGAGGACAACAGUGAUUAUAGUCCGAUAUUGAGCCCAAAGCAUUUGAAAGAAACUACUUUCUUGAGUCCUGAGUACUACACAAGUCUGCAGGAACUUAAGAUACAUUGCGUUGCCAGUGAUGAAGAUUUCUUAAGAAGGAUUGCUUGCCGUCUUAAAAACCUACAAGUUUUGGACCUCGUGUUAGCAGCAGUGUCUCCUCAAGGGCUGUCCUGCCUUACUUCCAUGAAACACUUAAGGGUGUUUUUAUUCACUCUAGCCUGUGGAACAUAUUUUGACUUCAACAACGAAUAUAACAUAUUAUACAACCAGUGUGUGCAGCUCAUGCCCAAACUUCAAAUAAUAGGAAACGAAAUUGACUUUAAGAUACUUCAAAGUGACUUUGAUAGUAGUAGUUUCAGAAAUAUAAGAAUAGCUAUUCAAUUUGAGUCAUUGCCAAUCCCAGUCGAGUUAGGGCUGAGGCAACUGACGUUGCACAAAAACGGAGCUAUCCCUAAUGGCAUUAAUUUGCCAAAUCUGAAAUCACUCUUGCUAUGGAAUCCUGUGCUGAACUUUAUGUUUGAUGACCGUUUUGCUAAGGUCACAAGCUUAAGUCUCAUUGAUAUUAAUUUACUAGAGAUCUUAGGGAUUCUGAACAAGUUAGGAACUCAACUUAAAGUCCUCCUUCUCAUGACCGGGCAAGAUGACUUGCAAUUAGAUUUAAUCUUAACCCUGUGCCCAAAUCUGGAGGAAUUUCACCUUCCCCGCUGCCCAGCCUAUUUGACCAUGAACGAUGAUCUUGAACCCAAAGCAGACCUCGAAAAACUGGAAGUUCUCAGGGUUGAACUAAUUACCCACAUAGACGGUGUCACUCCUUCCUUCACACCGGGGGUGCUGGUACAACUUCUUAGGGCACCCAACCUCCGCGAGCUCUUCCUCCACUGGAUUGACUUCACUCAGGAAGAGGCGGAAGACAUAGUCAAAUUGCUGUUGGAGGGUGAGAUGCUUCAGAAACUGGAGAAACUUGAAGUGGAAAACUGGACGAUUUUGGAAGGCCAGUAUCACAAUGCGGAAAUUGAAGAACGAUUUGACUUGGUACUGACAUGCAUGGCCUACUGCUGUCCUCGAUUUAUCCACCUACUCAUCCAUGAUUUUUCAGCCUGCAAUAUAAUUUGAUGGGCUAUAUUUUUUUGCAAAUAUACACUUUUCCUAUAAGGUUAAUAAAAUACCUUUCAUGAUGAUGAA